Messenger RNA from Rotaria sordida, 1701 nucleotides. The record is from the annotation of a GenBank genome assembly. Lineage: Eukaryota; Metazoa; Rotifera; Eurotatoria; Philodinida; Philodinidae.
AUGAAAUCAAUGUGGUCAAGACAAAGAAUCCAGAUUCGAUUGGAUGAAAAAUUUCUUUGGAAUUUAAUUCUGUUCGUUGUUAUUUUAAUCCGAAGAAGUUCAUGUUAUGAAUUUCAACCAAUCCUUGGUCAAAAAUAUAUUCAAUUUCCAACAAGUACAAAUAAUAGUUUCGCACAAAAACAUUUUAUUCUAGGCCUUGCACAUUUGCAUAGUUUUGGAUAUUCAUUCGCAUUUGAACAAUUUGAAAAAGCUUUGAGUAUUGAUUCUGGAUUCGCAAUGGCGUAUGUAUUUUCAUCUUUAACCAAUACUCGACCUGUUUGGUUAGGAGAAUAUCCCAAAGAAGGUUGGGAACAAGUUAAACGAAUGAAUUUAAAUAUUCGUUUUGAAAAUUUAACACAAAGAGAACAACUUUAUGUUGAAGCGGUAAGAAAAUUAUUUGACAAUGGAACAAUGCAUUACGAUGAUUAUAUCGAUAAAUUAAAACAAAUUAUCGAUCAAUUUCCAACAGAUAAUGAAGCAAGGGCAUUUUUAGUUUGUAUUUUAUUUUGGAAGACUCAACCAGAAAUUCGUGGAUAUUUAAAUCGAAAUCCCGAAGCUCGUCAAUUACAAAUGAAAAUGUUAAACAUGAUUUUAAAAACGAAUCCAAAUCAUCCAGGUGCAUUACAUUAUUCCAUUCAUCUCUAUGAUCAACCUCAAACUGCUUCAUUUGCUUUACCAAAUGCAAUUAAAUAUUCUCAAAUAGCACCAAAUUCUCCACAUGCUCAACAUAUGGUAACACAUAUUUAUCUUCGUUUAGGAUUCUAUCAACAAACCUUAAUUGGAAAUUUAGAAUCAGAUGAAGUUGAAAUUGAUAAUCACCGACAAUAUCAUAGUAUCGAAUUUUUACAUUAUGUUUAUUUAAAUAUGGGAAGAAGAUCAAUUGCUUUACAGUUUUUGGAAAAUCUUAAACCAUUAUUUAGUCUUGACAUUUUUUACAAAAUGCAAUAUGGGAUAAUGUACAAUCGACAUAUUGUAGAAACCCAAGAUUAUCAGUUUGCAUUUGAUAAUCCAUUUGAUUUAAUUAACUGUUCGGAAUGUCAAUCAUUGGGUGAUCGAUUUUGGUUAUAUCAAAUUAAUUCUGGAUUGAUACUUGUCAAAGGAUUUUCGACAAUUAAAAAUGAUCAACAAUAUAAUUCUACUCGAGUUCAACAAUAUAUUCAACAAUUAACAGAGAUGGCAAUUCAAUUAAAUCAAAGUCAACCAACACUUUCAAUAUCGAUCUUGGCAAUGAAAUUUCAAUUGGAAGCUUUUCAUCAGUUUUAUCGAAUAGCUACGACAAACGAUGAGAAAAAUCUCGCAUUGAAGUAUGCUCAAAUAGCCAGUGAACUUGAAUUAUCUGUUAAUCCACCCAGUUAUGGUCCUCCAAUUGAUCCAGUUAAACCCAGUCAAGAACUUUAUGGUGAAUUACUCUUAGAAAAUAAACAAUAUGAAAAAUCAAUCGAACAAUUUUUAAAUGUAAUGACCUAUUUUCCAAAUCGAACAUUGACACUUCUUGGAUUAGCAAGAGCAAAUUCGGCACUCAACAAAACAAAUUCAGCUCGAUUUUAUUAUUCUCGUUUAAUUACCGAUAUGUUUUAUAAAUCAGAUUUUGGUCUCCCUUGGUAUGAUGAAGCAUUCAAUUAUUUAGCUACACAUUUAUCUCUCAAUUCAAAUAAACAAUGA